This is a messenger RNA of Nylanderia fulva, 408 nucleotides long. The record is from RefSeq and is a predicted model, not a curated record. NCBI's taxonomy places the organism in Eukaryota, Metazoa, Arthropoda, Insecta, Hymenoptera, Formicidae.
AUGUCGGAUUUCGAGAACGGUCUCAUCGCGAUACGUACGACCGUUCAGUUUAUGUCUCGGAUAGCCCACGUCGAGCUCCUGCAGGUCGCUGACAAAGACGAUCUUCAAAAUGAUUACUUCACUGACGACGAAAUUAGCAGAGCUGAGGCGGUGUUCGAGGAUUCGCAAGAUUUCCUCGCAGGCCUACUCAAUAAACAGAAGCUACGUACUCCAUCUGACACUAAUCAGAGUUCUAUCAGCGUCCACCACCCGUCUGGUCACGGGUCAUCAGCCUUCACACUACCAAGGAUCACCAUUCCAGUUUUCAAGGGCAAAAUGACCAAGUGGGAGAGCUUCCGAGACACCUUCCAGGCCUUAGUCGGCGCCAACAAAACUCUCUCGAACGCGCAGAAGCUACAUUAUUUGUAG